AUGUAUAUCACCUUACCCAAUGGAAUCCGUGUCUUCUAUCGCGAAGCCGGAUCAUCGUCCAAUCCAACUAUUCUCUUGCUUCAUGGGUUCCCUGCCUCCUCGUUCCAAUACCGGAAUCUCAUGCUCAUCCUGGGCGAAAAGUACCAUGUGCUCGCUCCUGAUUUGCCUGGAUUCGGCUUCACCGAGAUCCCAGAAAAUCUGAACUUCAAGUAUACGUUCGCCAACAUUGCGACGACGAUUGGGUCGUUCCUUGAUGUUCUCAAAAUAUCGAAGUUCGCCGUGUAUGUCUUCGACUACGGAGCUCCCACAGGCUUCCGGCUGGCUCUGGAGCGUCCAGAAGCCAUCACUGCCAUCAUCUCUCAAAAUGGGAAUGCAUAUGAGGAGGGCUUGCAAUCUUUUUGGGAUCCAUUACGCCAGCUCUGGGCCACUUCCGAUCCCGAACAAGAAAAGAAGAUUCGUCAAGCAGUCAGUGAAGCAGUUCUGAGCUUCGAGGCGACCAAGAGCCAGUAUCUGCAUGGCGAACCCGACGCGGAAAAGAUUGAUGAUCCAGUCACGUACCAUAUUGACUAUGCGUUGAUGUCGCGUCCCGGAAACAAAGAGAUACAGCUCGACUUGUUCAAGGACUAUGGCACCAAUGUGGUCUUAUACCCCAAGUUUCAGGAGUACUUGCGUACGAGCCAGGUCCCUGUCCUGGCAGUCUGGGGCAAGAACGACUUCAUCUUCCCACCGGCUGGAGCUGAGGCGUUCAAGAGAGACGUGAAGAACUUGAAGCUUGUUCUUUUGGAUGGUGGUCAUUUCUUGGUCGAGAGCCAUACCAAGGAGAUUGGAGGGCUGAUUUUGGAGUUCCUCGCCGAAAACAAGAUCUAA
Exophiala spinifera is the source of this 867-nucleotide messenger RNA. RefSeq lists its product as uncharacterized. The transcript has a single exon. Gene Ontology annotation, molecular function: epoxide hydrolase activity. NCBI's taxonomy places the organism in Eukaryota, Fungi, Ascomycota, Eurotiomycetes, Chaetothyriales, Herpotrichiellaceae. The record is from RefSeq and is a predicted model, not a curated record. Bases 1 to 867 code for a protein of 288 amino acids.